AUAUCCAUUCCAUUACGUCACCAGCAAACGAACAUAAUGUAGAUUGACAGUUGGGCGUUUUAAUAAAAUACUCUUUAUUUUUUUAAAAUACCGGACUGGUCCAAUCUUACAAUAAACUAUUUAACGUAGUGUAGUUUUCGUAAUUUAUUGUUAGUGAUAGUUUUUUUAUACAAUUUAGAUAGACCCAAACCGAGUAUGGCAGACAGAAAAGCGGAAUUAGAACGUAAGAAAGCCAAACUACAAGCACUGAGGGAGGAAAAAGAUCGAAGACGUCGGGAGAAGGAACUGAAAGAGGUCGAGGAGGCUGCUAGCAGAACUCUUCUGGGAGGAGGUGGCGAUAGGAAAGAAUUAGACGAUUUGCUAAGGGAAGUUGGUGUAGCGCCUGUUUCUGAAGUGUUUUCUAGUAUAUCCAGUGCAAAUUCACUCACGCCAGAGCCUAGUCGAAACCACACACCAGACACUUCACUGCAACCGCAUAUUUUAACCAACAAUGUAACAGCUGUAAAAAAGAAGCUUCCCCAACUUACAGUUGUUCCAGUACAAACUACAAACAUUCCCCCCAAGGAAGUUGUUGUCUACACGAAGCAGACCCAGACAACAACUACUGGACAUGAUGUCAGAGACGGAUCUUCCUGUUCUUCUUCCCCGCUUAAAGGCUACAUGGAGGACUGGUGGAGGCCCAGGAAAGCCCACGCGACCGAUUACUACGACGAAUACAAUCUUAACCCUGGUUUAGAAUGGGAGGAUGAGUUUACAGUUUUGACGUAUGACGAUGGCCACGAAGGAGAGGAUGAGGAGGGCAGUUUACCGCCACAUCUCGGAGGAUAUGGUGGGAGCAAGCUACCGCCCGGAAUCCUACCGCACGGUCUUCCCCAAGUCAAGGAGGUCCAGCCAGCGGUUACGGCUUUGGAACAGGAACAGAAGAAGGAGGAGGUCAAAGAAAUUAGGGAACUGAGCGAGGAGGAGAAGCAGAUGAUCAUACUUUCAGAGGAAUUCCAACACUUCAUAGAUAGGGCCGGAAGAGUAAUGGAGAGGGCUUUAUGCGAAAGUGUCGACAUUUAUAUGGAUUAUACAGGCAGCUUAGGAGAGGAAGGACUGGACGAAAAAUCUCACCAACGUAUCUCGUUCCAUCGGAACUUCUUCGACGAACGAUGGUCCCGAAACCGCACCGUCACAUCUCUAGACUGGUCCCCACAAUUCCCCGAGCUCCUUCUUGCAGCUUAUAACAAUAACGAAGAAUCUCCCAACGACCCGGACGGUACCGUUCUAAUUUGGAAUACCAAAUUCAAGAAGACGACGCCGGAGUACGUAUUCCAUUGUCAAAGUGCCGUAUUAUCAGCAACGUUCGCCAGGUUCCAUCCGAAUCUCAUACUUGGAGGAACCUAUUCGGGACAGAUAGUGUUGUGGGAUAAUAGGGUACAGAAAAGGACGCCCAUCCAGAGGACUCCUUUGUCUGCAUCGGCCCAUACACACCCUGUAUAUUGUAUGAGCGUCGUAGGCACGCAAAACGCACACAAUUUGAUCAGCAUCUCCACUGACGGCCGACUCUGUUCUUGGUCUCUGGAUAUGCUGGGGCAACCUCAGGAGAUAUUAGAACUACACAGAAUGCAAUCCAAACCAGUCGCGGUAACAUGCUUGGACUUCCCCCAUUCGGACGUCAACAACUUUGUGGUGGGAAGCGAAGAAGGGUCUGCAUAUUCGGCGUGCAGGCACGGAGCAAAAGCGGGAAUCACGGAUACGUACGAUGGCCAUCAAGGUCCUGUAACUGGGAUCAGCGUGAAUGGUGUCCAAGGCGGUAUAGAUUUCUCGCAUAUGUUCCUCACGUCGUCGAUAGACUGGACCAUCAAGUUAUGGAGCUUAAAGGAUUCAAAACCAAUAUACUCAUUUGAAGACAACGGUGACUACGUUCUCGAUGUGAAAUGGUCACCUACGCAUCCAGCCCUAUUCGCAGCAGUAGACGGCAGUGGUCGGUUAGAUUUGUGGAACUUAAAUCAAGAUACGGAAGUGCCUGCGGCUAGUAUCAACGUAGAAGGGAACCCCGCAUUGAACAAGGUCUCAUGGACCCCCAACGGCCUGCAAGUAACAGUCGGUGAUAACCAAGGGAAGAUAUGGGUGUACGAUGUCGCAGAGACUUUCGCCCAUCCUAGGCACGACGAAUGGAACAAAUUCCUUUAUACGACGCAAGAACUGAGGAAUAACCAAGUCGAUGAUGAUCUAGAAAAAUUAAAUAUUUCUGUGCCGAAUACGUCGUUAGGUAGCAUGACUUCUCUAUCGUUAACGCCCCUUCGAUAAGUUAUUUAAAUAAAUCCAUAGUCUAAUUAUAUAAAUAAAUAACGAGUACGAGGCAGAUGUAUAUUCUAUUGAGCCAUAAGAAAGGACGAGGUAAAAAGUCACAUGGUUUUGAGUCUGUGAUAAAAGAGGGACGUAAGUUUAUUGUAGAGAACCUUUUCCUUCUGCUGUAAUGCAUUUUGCAGCUUUUUUCUUCUACUAUCUAAAAUAUUUAGAUGCCAGCAUGUAGUUUAAUUCAAUUAAUUGAUGAGAAGCUGAUUUGUGAACAGGAAUAACACCAAAUUAAUCGCAAGCAAGAACAAAAAAAUCACAUGAUGUCAAGUCUGUUCUAGCACAUGCAGGGAUAGAAGAAAACAUAUUGUAAAAUGCAAAAUUCCGGUGUAUUGUCUUUAAUUUGUAUAGUAACUUCCUUCUUGUGAUUUGAUGGUUUACACAAAGCCCCCUACUCGUUCAUAGCGCUUCUAGCCCAUUUAUGCAUGCGAAAAAUCUAUAAAUACCAUUGGGAGAUGUGUGUAGUGUCCCUGCCAAAAAUAACCCAUGUUAAGUUAAAAGUGGUACUUAACAGAAAAAAAUGUAACAGAACACGAACCGUUUUUAUUGCUAAGUUUAAUUUAUAUAUUUGAGAAAAAAUGUAGCUUAUAUUCUGUAAAUAAAAAUCUGUUUUUUUAUUAAUGCAAA
This is a messenger RNA of Diabrotica virgifera virgifera (western corn rootworm), 2967 nucleotides long. RefSeq names its product cytoplasmic dynein 1 intermediate chain. Lineage: Eukaryota; Metazoa; Arthropoda; Insecta; Coleoptera; Chrysomelidae. Gene Ontology annotation, molecular function: dynein heavy chain binding; dynein light chain binding. Gene Ontology annotation, biological process: transport along microtubule. The record is from RefSeq and is a predicted model, not a curated record. Gene Ontology annotation, cellular component: cytoplasmic dynein complex. The coding region runs from base 196 to 2292 and encodes 698 amino acids. The transcript has 13 exons.